Zasmidium cellare ATCC 36951 is the source of this 1281-nucleotide messenger RNA. RefSeq lists its product as uncharacterized. Lineage: Eukaryota; Fungi; Ascomycota; Dothideomycetes; Mycosphaerellales; Mycosphaerellaceae. The annotation marks the transcript as partial. The transcript has 2 exons. Gene Ontology annotation, molecular function: chitin binding. The record is from RefSeq and is a predicted model, not a curated record.
GGUUUGUCGAACAAUACUUCGCCCGAUGGUCGCUGUGGCAGAGAUAACGGACAGUUUGUAUGUCCGCCUGGUUACUGCUGCAGCAACUGGGGCUACUGCGGGAGUAAUUCGACAUUCUGCGGUCAAGGUUGUCAAGACGACUUUGGGUUUUGCGCUCCAAGUUCUACUGCGCCGUCCGGCGCAGAAAGGACGUAUUCGCCAAUAGGCCUCUGUGGACUAGAGAACGGCUUCUUUUGUCGGACUGAUGAAGAGGCGCGAUGCUGUUCACAGUACGGAUACUGCGGCUCGACCGAUGAGUACUGUGGGCGCGGAUGCCAGGCUGCGUUCGGCGAGUGCUAUGAGCAAACUGGAGACGGUCGCUGUGGCGGAGGGCCAGAUGGACAGUCUUGCGCCGCCGGUGCGUGCUGUUCACCAGAUGGGUUCUGUGGUAGUGGGCUAGCAUGGUGCGGCGAAGGCUGUCAACCCAAGUUCGGUGCCUGCUAUGGCCUUGGCAAUUGUGGGGGUGCGUUCGAACUUGGAUGUGCUUCGAGUGACUGCUGCUCCGAGUGGGGAUACUGCGGUAACACUACGGAGUAUUGUGGUGAAGGAUGUCAGUCAGGUUUCGGGACGUCCUCUUCCACGACAUCAACUGCUUCGUCGACUUCUGCAAUACCGACAUUUGCCCCUGGUUCGGGAAGAUGCGGAGGGUCGACUAGUCUGCAAUGUGCGGCUGGGCUUUGUUGCUCUUUCGACGGGUUUUGUGGAAAUACUACUGACUACUGCGGCUUCGAUUGUCAGGAGUCAUUUGGACUUUGCGCGUCCGACAGACCAAAUGGUGCAUGCGGAGGGACCAAUCCGACAGUUUUCUGCCUCGAAAAUGCAUGUUGUUCUGCCGAUGGUUUCUGUGGCCAGACUGAAGAGUUCUGCGGUAAUGGCUGCGAUCCCAGAUAUGGACAGUGCAGCCCAUAUGUCCCUGAGGGCUUCUGCGGAGGGCCGAUUCCCGUGUUAUGUCCCGAGGGACUUUGCUGCUCCGGCGAUAGCAUCUGUGGCAACUCCACCGAGGCUUGUGGAACAGGUUGUCAGUCUGAUUUUGGGUUCUGUCCUGGGCCCUCUCCGACUGCGACUUCAGUCACUGCGACUACAGGUAAGAAAGAAUGGUGUAGGCACUCAGGCCAUGCUAAUUUGGCAUCUAGGGUGUUCCUGCAUGGUGACCACGACCGUCACUCCGACUUUGACCUCCACAACUACGCCAUCCUCUACGACGAGCUCCUCGACUCAAUCUAUGGACACGACACGCAGUAG